AUGAGACAUCAGAGGAAUCACAUAGGUGAGAAGCCAUAUUCCUGUUCUCAGUGUGGGAAUUGUUUUGCAUCGAAAUCAUAUCUUGUUACACAUCAGAAAAGUCACAGAGGUGAGAAGCCAUAUUCCUGUUCUGAGUGUGGGAAAUGUUUUGCAUCGAAAUCAUAUCUUGUUACACAUCAGAGGAGUCACACAGGUGAGAAGCCAUAUUCCUGUUUUGAGUGUGGGAAAUGUUUUGCAUAUAAAUCAAAUCUUGUUACACAUCAGAGGAGUCACACAGGUGAGAAGCCAUAUUCCUGUACUGAGUGUGGGAAAUGUUUUGCAUUGAAAUCAGAUCUUGUUACACAUCAGAGAAGUCACACAGGUGAGAAGCCAUAUUCCUGUUCUGAGUGUGGGAAAUGUUUUGCAUGGAAAUCAAAUCUUGUUACACAUCAGAGAAGUCACACAGAUGAGAAGCCGUACUUCUGUUCUGAGUGUGGGAAAUGUUUUGCAUCGAAAUCAAAUCUUGUUACACAUCAGAGGAAUCACACAGGUGAGAAGCCAUAUUCCUGUUCUCAGUGUGGGAAAUGUUUUGCAUCGAAAUCAUAUCUUGUUACACAUCAGAAAAGUCACACAGGUGAGAAGCCAUAUUCCUGUUCUGAGUGUGGGAAAUGUAGGCCACUGAUAUGUUCUGAGUGUGGGAAAUGUUUUACAUACAAAUCACAUCUUGUUAGACAUCAGAGAAGUCACACAGGUGAGAGGCCAUUUCCAUGUUCUGAGUGUGGGAAAUGUUUUGCAUACACAUCAGAUCUUGUUAGACAUAACAGAAGUCACACAGGUGAGAAGCCAUUUUCUUGCUCUGAGUGUGGGAAAUGUUUUAUCCAGAAAUCACAUCUUGUUCUACAUCACAGAAGUCACACAGGUGAGAAGCCAUUUCCAUGUUCUGAGUGUGGGAAAUGUUUUGCGCACACAUCAGAUCUUGUUAUACAUCAGAGAAGUCACACAGGUGAGAAGCCAUUUUCUUGCUCUGAGUGUGGGAAAUGUUUUAUCCAGAAAUCACAUCUUGUUAUACAUCAAAGAAGUCACAUAGGUAAGAAAGCAUUUCCAUGUUCUGAGUGUGGGAAAUGUUUUACACACAAAUCAGGUCUCGUUAGACAUAACAGACAUCACACAGGUGAGAAGCCAUUUCCAUGUUCUGAGUGUGGGAAAUGUUUUGCGCACACAUCAGAUCUUGUUAUACAUCAGAGAAGUCACACAGGUGAGAGGCCAUUUUCUUGCUCUGAGUGUGGGAAAUGUUUUAUACAGAAAUCACAUCUUGUUAUACAUCACAGAAGUCACACAGGUGAGAAGCCAUUUCCAUGUUAUGAGUGUGGGAAAUGUUUUAUAUACAAAUCACAUCUUGUUAUACAUCAGAAAAUUCAUACAGGUGAGAAACCAUUUCCAUGUUCUGAGUGUGGGAAAGGUUUUACAAACAAAUCGCAUCUUGUUAGACAUCAGUCAGACUGCUACCUUUCCACCAUGGCCAAGACCAGAGAGCUGUCUAAGGACAUCAGGGACAAAAUUAUAGAGCUGCCCAAGGCUGGGAUGAGCUACUCGACAAUAGGCAAGCAGCUUGCAGAUGGAUACACAAGCAGGAAUAUCUCAGAAGGACAUCUAAUGUUAUCCCCGGAUUGUGACAUAAAAGAUAAUGACAGUAUACAGGAUUCUCCAGGAGAUAACCCCAUUACUCCAAUUAUACAUCCAGCUCUAUCAGCUGAUCCCCCUGAUCCUGGGAAAUGUUCUCCUGAUCACUCUGAUAUUGGUGCAUCUAUUACAGCUCUGAAAGUAGAUACAGUGUUCCUCUGUUCUACAGAUGCCAAAUGUUUUACACAGAACACAAACCUUAUUACUCAUCAGCCAGCUAAGGCAGGUGAGAGGCCAUUUCUAUGUUCUGAGUGUGGGAAAUGUUUUACAUAUAAAUCAAAUCUUGUUAGACAUCAGAGAAGUCACACAGGUGAGAAGCCGUAUUCCUGUCCUGAGUGUAGGAAAUGUUUUGCAUACAAAUCACAUGUUGUUGUUCAUCAGCAUGCUCACACAGGUGAAUGGCCAUUUUUCUGUUUUGAGUGUGGAAAACGUUUUACAUAUAAAUCAAAACUUGUUACACAUCAAAGAAGUCACACAGGUGAGAAGCCGUAUUCCUGUUCUGAGUGUAGGAAAUGUUUUGCACGGAAAUCAGAUCUUGUUACACAUCACAGAAGUCACACAGGUGAGAAACCGUAUUCCUGUUCUGAGUGUGGGAAAUGUUUUGCAUCUAAAUCAGAACUUGCUAAACAUCAGAGAAGUCACACAGGUGAGAACCCGAAUUCCUGUUCUGAGUGUGGGAAAUGUUUUGCAUCAAAAUCAAAUCUUGUUAGACAUCAGAGAAGUCACACAGGUGAAAAGCCGAAUUCCUGUUCUGAGUGUGGGAAACGUUUUACAUAUAAAUCAAAUCUUGUUAAACAUCAGAGAAGUCACACAGGUGAGAAGCCGUAUUCCUGUUCUGAGUGUGGGAAAUGUUUUGCACAGAAAUCAGAUCUUGUUAUACAUCAGAGAAGUCACACAGGUGAGAAGCCAUUUCCGUGUUCUGAGUGUGGGAAAUGUUUUGCUCAGAAACAAGCUCUUGUUGUACAUCGGAGUAGUCACACAGGUGAGAAGCCAUUUCCGUGUUCUGAGUGUAGGAAAUGUUUUUCAUUGAAAGCAAAUCUUGUUAGACAUCAGAGAAGUCACACAGGUGAGAAGCCGUAUUCCUGUUCUGAGUGUGGGAAAUGUUUUGCAUAUAAAUCACAUUUUUUUAGUCAUCAGAGAAGUCACACAGGUGAGAGGCCAUUUCCAUGUUCUGAGUGUGGGAAAUGUUUUGCACAGAAAUCAGCCCUUGUUACACAUAAGAGAAGUCACACAGGUGAGAAGCCAUAUUCCUGUUCUCAGUGUAUGAAAUGUUUUGCACAGAAAUCAAAUCUUGUUACACAUCAGAGAAGUCACACAGGUGAGAAGCCGUUUUCCUGUUCUGAGUGUGGGAAAUGUUCUACAUCGAAAUCAAAUCUUGUCACACAUCAGAGAAGUCACACAGGUGAGAAGCCGUAUUCCUGUUCUGAGUGUGGGAAAUGUUUUGCAUCGAAAUCGGAUCUUUUUAAACAUCAGAGAAGUCACACAGGUGAGAAGCCGUAUUCCUGUUCUGAGUGUGGGAAAUGUUCUACAUCGAAAUCAAAUCUUGUUACACAUCAGAAAAGUCACACAGGUGAGAAGCCGUAUUCCUGUUCUGAGUGUGGGAAAUGUUUUGCAUCGAAAUCAGAUCUUGUUAAACAUCAGAGAAGUCACACAGGUGAGAAGCCGUAUUCCUGUUCUGAGUGUGGGAAAUGUUUUGCACAGAAAUCAGCCCUUGUUACACAUAAGAGAAGUCACACAGGUGAGAAGCCAUAUUCCUGUUCUCAGUGUAUGAAAUGUUUUGCACAGAAAUCAAAUCUUGUUACACAUCAGAGAAGUCACACAGGUGAGAAGCCGUAUUCCUGUUCUGAGUGUGGGAAAUGUUCUACAUCGAAAUCAAAUCUUGUUACACAUCAGAGAAGUCACACAGGUGAGAAGCCGUAUUCCUGUUCUGAGUGUGGGAAAUGUUUUGCAUCGAAAUCGGAUCUUUUUAAACAUCAGAGAAGUCACACAGGUGAGAAGCCGUAUUCCUGUUCUGAGUGUGGGAAAUGUUCUACAUCGAAAUCAAAUCUUGUUACACAUCAGAAAAGUCACACAGGUGAGAAGCCGUAUUCCUGUUCUGAGUGUGGAAAAUGUUUUGCAUCGAAAUCAGAUCUUGUUAAACAUCAGAGAAGUCACACAGGUGAUAAGCUGUAUUCCUGUUCUGAGUGUGGGAAAUGUUUUACAUCGAAAUCAAAUCUUGUUACACAUCAGAGAAGUCACACAGGUGAGAAGCCGUAUUCCUGUUCUGAGUGUGGGAAAUGUUUUACAUCGAAAUCAAAUCUUGUUACACAUCAGCGAAGUCACACAGGUGAGAAGCCGUUUUCCUGUUCUGAGUGUGGGAAAUGUUUUGCACAGAAGUCAGCUUUUGUUAGACAUCAGAAAAGUCACACAGGUGGGAAGCCGUAUUCCUGUUCUGAGUGUGGGAAAUCAUUCCUUUGGAAAUCACAUCUUGUUUUACAUCAGAGAAGUCACACAGGUGAGAAGCCGUUUCCAUGUUCUGAGUGUGGGAAAUGUUUUGCACGGAAAUCACAUCUUGUUUUACAUCAGAGAAGUCACACAGGUGAGAAGCCAUUUUCUUGCUCUGAGUGUGGGAAAUAUUUUAGAUGGAAAUCACAACUUGUUACACAUCACAGAAGUCACACAGGUGAGAAGCCAUUUUCUUGCUCUGAAUGCGGGAAAUGUUUUUCCCAGAAAUCACAACUUGUUACACAUCAGCGAAUUCACACAGGUGAGAAGCCAUUUUCUUGCUCUGAGUGUGGGAAAUGUUUUUCCCAAAAAUCACAUCUUGUUAUACAUCAGGGAAGUCACACAGGUGAGAAGCCAUUUUCUUGCUCUGAAUGCGGGAAAUGUUUUUCCCAGAAAUCACCACUUGUUACACAUCACAGAAGUCACACAGGGGAGAAGCCAUUUUCUUGCUCUGAGUGUGGAAAACAUUGGUUAAAUAAAGCAAAACUUGUUAUACAUCAGAGAAGUCACACAGGUGAGAAGCCAUUUUCUUGCUCUGAAUGCGGGAAAUGUUUUUCCCAGAAAUCCCCACUUGUUACACAUCAGCGAAUUCACACAGGUGAGAAGCCAUUUUCUUGCUCUGAGUGUGGGAAACGUUUUACACGGAAAUUAUAUCUUGUUAGACAUCAGAACUCACACAAGUGGGAAUAUAUUUCCAUGUUCUGAGUGUGGGAAAUGUUCUGCACACAAAUCAGAUCUUAGAAACCAUGGGGUAAAUUUACUAAGGUGGGAGAUUUUUAGAACUGGUGAUGUUGCCUAUGGCAACCAAUCAUAUUCUUCUUACCAUUUUUCUAGCUGCUUCUAGCAGAUAAUAGAUAUAAUCUGAUUGGUUGCUAUGGGCAACAUCACUAGUUUUAAAAAUUUCCCACCUUAGUAAAUUCCCCCACGAGAGAAGUUGCACAGGUGAGAAGCCAUUUUCUUGCUCUCAGUGCGGGAAAUGUUUUACACAGAAAUCACAACUUGUUACACAUCACAGAAGUCACACAGGUGAGAAGCCAUUUCCAUACUCUGAGAAAUAAAUCGGCACUUGUUGCACACAUUAGACAUCACUCAGGUGAGGAACCAUUUUAAUCUUCUGGAGUAUACUCAUCAUUGCCAUGCAUUGUUCUUCAAAGUUCUUAUCCUAUAUCCUAUGCUUUUUGCAAUAUACAUGCUACCACUGGGUGAAAUAAUCAGGUGUCAUGCCCUCAUCUACCACUGCUAUACAGAUGACCUGUCUUUGCUCUAAGUACUGAGAAGCCAGUACCAAUCCUAAAUGGUUGUCUAGCUGAGCUCCAGGUGUGGGUGAUGCCAGUUGGCUGUGACUCAGUCCUGGUGAAACAGGUCCUUAUGAUAGAAGCUCACCAAUAAACGGCAGGGCUACAACUCCGCUUUACUACCAACCAGACGCCACAUAACACCCAUUCUCUGUUCCCUCCACCAGCUGCCUGUAAGAUGGUGACUGUUACAUAAUCUGACUGACUCUCCCAGCACUACAUGACCAGGGUCCGAGGUACCAGGAGCAGCUUCUGACUCCUUACUGUCCUACUUGCUUCCAUCUGCAGAUGGACUGUUACCAGCAAUACCAAGAAACCCCAAGCAGUGCUGAGAUGUCAGAGGGGAGACAGGGUGGGUGGCACUAUUGCUGUAUCGGUGGCACUGUCUGGGUAAUAUUAUCCCCAAGCAGAGCUGAGGGGGUACUCGGGGUGGCUGGCAGUAGUGGGGACUGCAGGAGGCAGUGUAUGUGUGAGAAUCUUGUCCUCAAGCAGAGUUAAGGUGUCAGAGGGGGAGACAAGGUGGUGGAAGUAGUGGGGAGGGGACGGGGUGAGUGGCAGUA
Molecule: messenger RNA, 5998 nt
Organism: Pseudophryne corroboree (corroboree frog)
Lineage: Eukaryota; Metazoa; Chordata; Amphibia; Anura; Myobatrachidae
Product: zinc finger protein 850-like
Exons: 9
Coding region: 1-4848 (1615 amino acids)
Source: RefSeq, a predicted model, not a curated record